This is a messenger RNA of Symbiodinium natans, 1734 nucleotides long. The record is from the annotation of a GenBank genome assembly. Lineage: Eukaryota; Dinophyceae; Suessiales; Symbiodiniaceae.
AUGGCAGCCGAAGAGUUGCCUCCAGAUCCACGAGCAGCUGGAAGCAGCUGCACAGAAGUGGACCAUCGGCAGUGGGUGCGCUUGCGCGACAGUCGAACAGAGGAAGGAGAGGCAAGACAAGUCCUGAGGCAUGAGCUCUCCGGCGAAGAGGUUGCUUUGAAAACGCCUGGGGCGAAUUUGCAUUACCAAGAUGCCUUCGCAUAUCUCAGUUUCUCUGAUGACAGCAACGCUCUGUCAAUGGGUUUCAGCCUUCUUGCAGAAAUCUGUUUGGGCGGCACCGUCUCUGGUGCUCAGUUUGUUUUUGAGCACCACGUGGAUGGCUACAGGUGCCGGUGGUGCUGCGAAAUGGAGAUUCUUAAAAGUGUCGUGUGUAUGCCUCUGGAGCAUGGAUGUGGCAAGACAGCACAGCUCCAUGUGUGGUGCUUCAAAACAUUGUCGCGACAGAGGCACGGCCGACUCUUCUUUGAGAUAUCCUGGUUUCUGCAAGCAUUGGGUUUGGAGCAUUCUAGGGGAUGGAUUGCUGAGAAGUGGCGUAAGGCUUGGAGAGUCAUGAUGGAAAGGCGUGAAUUGAACGAGGCCCACUAUCUGGUUCCCUACAAAAGCUCGGCGUCUCAGAGGUUGAGCGAAGGGGGCCGGUGUGUUGACGGGUACGCUUCGUCGAGUGCAGCUACUGUGCACUUCCUGGUGAACCUGGGGCGGCGGCGACAGGAUUUCAAGUUGGAGAAUAGCCUACGAGUUAGCGAAGCCGCCCUAUGCCAUGGAUCCCUCAGCAUCAGAUGCAUCGACCUGUGGAUGGAGGACACAAAUGCCGAGCAGUUGGACGCGCCGUUCUUCCGAAAAGAGAUCCCAGCCAAGACUGCCAUUGCAGCAAGGAAGAAAGCCAAGACGGCUGAGGAGGUGAAAUCCAUGCAGCAACGCAGUGUUCAUCACGCUUCGGCGCGGGCUUUGGAUGAGCUCGUGGAGAUGCUCAAGCCCCGCCCCUUGGUGACCCAGCAUUUGCUGUCACUCCUUGACACGAAAGCCUUUGAUGGAGUUGACAAGUUCAACGAGCAAGACAACGACAAGCUCCCUCCUAGCUGCAACAAGUUUGGACUACUUGCCAAGACCAUUGUCAUUGGUCUCAUAAGCGACAUGCUUCCUGCCUUGCAGGAGUGGUUGAACAGUAUGCCCAAGAAAGCCUGCAAGAAGCCCAUGCUCCAAAUGCUUUGCUUCAUGUGCCACACUUCGGAAAAGUCUGCGUUGCCAAGUAAGCGCAAGACUGUGCUUGCAGAGUUGUGCCUAGCCCGGUGGAGAGACCAUGGUCUCAGGAUGAAGAAUGUGUCCUUGAACAAUCCACCCCGGGAUGAGGAGGACUCGGAGGAGGUGGAGCUGCACUACUUGCCAGGGGGGAUAACUUGCAAGCUGCCUGCAAAGCUGAAGGCCGUCAGCUCGGAGUUGGACAUUACGGAUCCGCUUCACUUUCAGAAUGCCAAGCUGAUUGCAAACCAUGGCUUGAUCAGUGUGUCUUGCCUGCAGAUUUGGGAAGAAAUGGGCGGCGAAACUCUCGAGCUGCCAUACUUCGUGAAGGAAGUCCCUGUCCCUGUCACUGGGAGCGCAAGCUCCACACCUUCACCUGCGAGAGCCAGCCUUUCCUCGUCUCCAAGGACACCAGUGCACCGUGGGGCCAGGGAGAGCAGCAUGACGCCGCCUCCACCACCUGGCCGUGGAGGUGCUUUCUUGGGCGACUUCAGCUGA